Messenger RNA from Salvia hispanica, 1986 nucleotides. The record is from RefSeq and is a predicted model, not a curated record. NCBI's taxonomy places the organism in Eukaryota, Viridiplantae, Streptophyta, Magnoliopsida, Lamiales, Lamiaceae.
AUGGAUGAUCCCAACGACGAAUUAAUCGAAGUAAUUUCUCAAGGGCCAUCGAAGCUAAGACUUGUGGCAAUAUAUGAAGUGGAAGGCUUGUGGAAUACGUUCCUAGCCAGAACUGCCUACAGUGAUCCACCAGUUGUGGAGAAUUACAUCCGUGCUUGGGCCACAGUAUCCGGCAAAUAUCAUCUGCCUGCAGUGAUUCGAGACCUUCUGCGUUCCAUGAAAGUCAAGAGUUCUUCAAAUAGCGAGAAUAAACUGAUUCAGGCUUUAUUUGAAAAUCUGAGGGGGAUGAGGUAUCUUAUUGUGCUUGAUGAUCAAACGGCUUCCGAGUUUUUUGAUUUUGAUAGACUAAUAUUUGAUAUCUUGCCCAACAAAAACAAUGGAAGUCGAAUAAUCGUAACCACGAAAACUAUUGCGUACGUUGAAUUCACCCACAAUUUUAUUAGGGUGGGUUUUAUGUAUGAGGAUCGUGCUUGGAAAUUGCUUCUAGAAGAGAUAUUCAAAGGGGAUCCUUGUCCUAGUCACUUGGUAUUUGCAGGAAAGAUGAUUGCCAGAAGCUGCAGAUGGGUUCCAGAUUGUAUUGGGGUGAUAUCUGUAAUACUCGUUGUUGCCGACCAGACUGAAGUUGCGUGGGAAGAUAUUUCAGAUAACAUCAAGUUUGCUGCUUCUUCUGACUUUGAUAACAGAAAAUCUAGUAUACUAUCCCUUGGUUACACAUACUUGCCUCAUCAUUUGAGGUCGUGUUUCUUAUAUCUGCUUAUGUUUAACGAGUAUGGUGUUGGUUUACAUGUCUCCACACUCAUCAAACUGUGGGUGGCUGAGGGGUUUCUUUAUGAAAGUGAAUGUAAAAGUUUUGAAGAGGCGGGAGAAGAUUAUGUGGAGGAACUUGUCCGAAGAAAUCUAGUGUCGGUAAUAGAAAGGAAGUCCAAUGGCCGAAUCAAGAGUGUCAGAAUGGAUUAUGACAUUCGGGAUUUUUUCCUAAAGCAAGGCCAUGUUGAUAGUUCCAUUCUUCGUAUAGACUGUUUGCCCUUGGAACUGAAUUCGUGCAACCACCGCCAUGUAAGUGCCCGUGUUGAAGGUGAUUUCCUUGAAGGUGUAAAUGGCUCUACUAUUCGAACUAUAAUGUUAUGCACGUCCAAGAGUCAAAGAGAUUUUAGCUUGUCGAUAGGAAACGUUAGACUGCUGAGAAUACUGGAUUUGUCAUAUGUUUACCACUAUGACUUGCAUGAGGAAGUGUUUGAGCUAGUUCAUCUCAGAUACCUUGCUUUCCACUAUGGGUUCAGUAUUUCGGAAGCCAUUUCAAGCCUUGUGAAUCUUCAAACCUUGAUCAUUUAUCCAAGGGAAAGUGGCUUUAUGAUCAUAGGAAGUUUCGCAGAGGAGAUUUGGAGGAUGCCACAGCUAAGACAUCUCCUCUUAUUUUGUUUUGAGUUACCCGCUCCAAAAGGAGCUCUUGAAGAUCUACAAACACUUUCUACAGUAGUAGAUUUUGUAUGUCUAAGAGAGAACCUCAAAAUGAUCCCAAACUUGAAAAAGUUGGCUCUUUUGUAUGCCAAGAGGUGGAGUGAUUAUGAGCUCCACAAUCUAAUAUAUCUGCAGAAACUUGAAAUUCUCAAGAUAGAAAUGGAUUGGUCUUUCGUGGAACAGCAAAAGAUAAUGAGUUGUGUUUUUCCUCCAACAUUGAAGAAGUUGAGUUUGAGUAAUGUGAGACUUGGAUGGGAUGACAUGAAAAGUGUUGGUUUAUUGCCUAAUCUUCAAGUGCUUAAACUAAGAAAGCUGGCUUGCAUUGGUAAGACAUGGGAAACAAGUGAGGGAGGAUUCAGUCAGCUUACCUAUUUGCUGAUCCAGGAGUCCAAUCUGGAGCAUUGGAUAACGGAAGCUACUCACUUCCGACUCAACUCCCUAGUGCUUCGUCGCUGUUGGUAUCUCAACGAGGUUCCCAGUGAUAUCCGAAAAAUUCUAACACUCAAAUAUAUCUACUUGGGAUAUUGA